Neolamprologus brichardi is the source of this 1125-nucleotide messenger RNA. The record is from RefSeq and is a predicted model, not a curated record. NCBI's taxonomy places the organism in Eukaryota, Metazoa, Chordata, Actinopteri, Cichliformes, Cichlidae.
ACUCUGUAGAGCACCGUGUGUGGUAACCUGUAAUCAUGGAGGUGACAGCAGCCCGCCGCUCGUUUCUGUGCGACAUCGGCUUCUGGGCAGACCGCACUGCUCUGCACGAAGCAGCAUCCCACGGCAGGACUUUGCAGUUGAAGCAGCUGAUAGAAAACGGAGCGUCUGUCAACAUGGUGACUGUGGAUAACAUCACUCCUCUACACGAAGCCUGCAUCCAGGCUCAUCCAAGCUGUGCUCGCCUGCUGCUGGAGGCAGGAGCCCAGGUGGACGUACGCACCAUCCACGGUAGCACGCCUCUUUGUAAUGCUUGUGCUGCUGGCAGCCUGGACUGUGUCGAGCUGUUGUUGGACUAUGGAGCCAAGGUGAACCCGUCCCUCACAGCUCUCACUGCCUCACCGCUCCACGAGGCCUGCAUACAAGGUAAACCUUCAGCAGGAACAACGCUGUCAUGCUAUCACAUGUCUCGCUAUGAACAACGCUUCACAUUCCUCUCAGGUAACCCCCAAGUUGUGAGACUGCUGAUAGCCAGCGGUGCCAAGCUGGAGGCAUUUGACGUCCACUUUGGGCCUCCCCUUCACAUAGCAUGUGCUAAAGAACAUCUGAAUUGUGUCAAGGAGCUGCUAACUGCAGGUGCUAAUGUGAAUUCAGUGAAGUUCCAUGAGAUAGCGUUGCAUCACGCAGCUCGCGUCGGUAUGGUGGAAAUGAUUGAGCUGCUGGUGGAGUUUGGGGCCAAUGUGUACGCCAGCGACAACCUGGGAAGAAAGCCUAUAGACUACACGACACCUGCAUCUCCCUCGUACACCUGCCUCAGGUUUUAUGAAAGUAAUCCUUUGAGCCUGCAGCAGCUUUGCAGGAUUGCUGUGAGGAGGAUGCUGGGUACCAGAGCAUCAGAGGUCCUGAGCCAGCUGAAUAUAUCCCACCGCAUCAACAGCUACCUCCAGUACUGUGAUCGUCCCAUAUCCCUACAGACUUACACAUGAACAUUUAGUAGACAAGGUUUAAAAUGUCCCCUGAAAAAUGUUUGCCAUUCAGAUGAAACACAUGUAACCAGGAUGAACAUCUCUGUGUGGAGUCAGUUCAACACUGUAUGUCAAAUUAAACCAGUUCAUUGCUGAAUGAGAA